Molecule: messenger RNA, 1221 nt
Organism: Symbiodinium natans
Lineage: Eukaryota; Dinophyceae; Suessiales; Symbiodiniaceae
Source: the annotation of a GenBank genome assembly
AUGGUCCGGGCGCCCUCCUGCCCAUGCCUUCCCGUGGCUGGUGUCCGAGCUGCCCUGCGCCAUUUCCUGCGCAGGCUGACUGCUCCGGCUGUACAUGACUAUGCAGCGUCGAGACCUUUGGCGCAAUGCUCGGUGGAAAUCUUAGAUGCUGCCAUUAUGGGCCGGGACAAGUGGCUGGGUGGCGAGCUGGGUGAUGAUGGAUGCGUCUAUGGCGUGCCAGGCAGCGCGCUGAGAGUCCUGAAGGUGUCGCCGAGUGACGGGGUGGUGGAGACGAUCGGUCCGGAGCUUCCAGGCAAGUUCAAGUGGCUUCGUGGCAUCCAGGUGGACGGUUUCAUCUACGGGGUGCCGACCAACUCAGAACGGGUUCUGCAGAUUUCGCCAGCCUCCGGCACCGUCGAGCUCAUCGGCGAGUCCUUCAAGGGGGCCUGGAAGUGGCAUGGCGGCGUGCUGUGCCCCGUCGAUAGCUGUGUUUACGCCAUCCCUUGCAAUGCCGAGUCGGUGCUCAAGAUUUUUCCAGAUGGCCGGAUCGCAACCAUCGCAGAAGGUUCGCCGGUGCUCAAGGGCAGAUGCAAAUGGUAUGGCGGACUUCUGGGCGGUGAUGGCUGCAUCUAUGGGAUUCCGAACUGCGCGGAAUCGGUGCUGAAGAUCGACCCAGCGAAGCAGGAGGUGUCGACAAUUGGGCCAAAGUUCUUACAGGGUGGACAGAAAUGGCAUGGAGGCGUUGUUGGCAAGGAUGGAUGCAUCUAUGGCGUACCCUCGCAUGCCGAGGCGGUUCUCAAGAUCGACCCCAUGGCGCAGAAGGUCUCCACCAUUGGCGAGCCAAUCGACAGCGGCCUUUGGCGCCCGAACGGCAAGUACAAGUAUGGUGGUGGCAUCGUGGCGCCAAGCGGGGCGGUGUACUGCUUCCCUAGUGAUGCCGACUUUGUGCUCAAGAUCGUCCCCGAAACGGAAACGGUCUCUUUGAUUGGCCCCCGCUUCGAGGGCCACAACAAAUGGCAAAACGGAUUUGUGGGGCGAGAUGGCAACGUGUAUGCCAUCCCAUGCAAUGCCCCUGGAGUGCUCCAAAUCGUUUGCGCGACGGAUGGGGUCACUACCAUCCCUAUUGACAUGGAGAACCCCAACCUCCAGGACAAGUGGGAGGGUGGCGUCGAGGCGAACGGCGACAUGUACUGCAUGCCCCAGAACGCCAAGAAGGUGCUCCGGAUUGCUCCGAUGCGGUAG